Messenger RNA from Hirundo rustica (Barn swallow), 798 nucleotides. Its product is annotated as acrosin-like. Gene Ontology annotation, biological process: acrosome reaction; proteolysis. The record is from RefSeq and is a predicted model, not a curated record. The transcript has 4 exons. The coding region runs from base 1 to 798 and encodes 265 amino acids. Lineage: Eukaryota; Metazoa; Chordata; Aves; Passeriformes; Hirundinidae. Gene Ontology annotation, molecular function: serine-type endopeptidase activity.
AUGGUGUACGAGUAUGAGUACUUGGGUCAUGAUGAUGGCACAACACGCAUCGUGGGUGGCGCAGAUGCCAAGCCAGGAGCCUGGCCCUGGAUCGUCAGCCUUAAGCAUCCUGCACUACCAGGCACAAGACAUCUGUGUGGAGGGUCUCUCAUCACUGCAGAGUGGGUCCUCACAGCAGCCCACUGCUUUGACCCCAUCAGGAAAAUUAGCAUGGUGUAUCUGGUGAUUGGGGCCACUCAGUUGACCAAGCCCGGACCUGGAGCACAACUGCGCCGGAUUAAGAAGUUAGUGCGUCAUGAACAAUAUAAUAAAAUUGACAAAAGUAACGAUAUUGCCUUGCUGCAACUGAGCAAGCCUGUCGACUGCAACCCCUACACACAGCUGGCCUGUGUGGCUGACCCCACCCUAAGAUUGUCAGAGCUGCAGAACUGCUGGGUGGCUGGCUGGGGUGCCACCACUGCAAGAGCUCAAAAAUCCAGUGAUGUCCUACAGGAGGCCAAGGUUCAACUCAUCGAUGUCCAGCUCUGCAACAGCACUGGCUGGUACGCAGGGAAAAUCCACACCCACAACUUGUGUGCUGGUUACCCACAGGGCCUCAUCGACACCUGCCAGGGUGACAGCGGUGGUCCUCUCAUGUGCCAGGACAACAACGCUGACUACUUUUGGAUUGUGGGAGUGACCAGCUGGGGAAGAGGCUGUGCCAGAGCAAAGCUGCCUGGAGUCUACACCUCCACUCAGUACUUCCAUGAGUGGAUCCUGGCCCAGAUCAGCCUGGAGACAAUUGGAAGUGCCUCUUGA